AAUCUCGCUGGUUGCUGGUCAUGAUCACCACGGUAAGACGAGAUUGGCAUGCUGCGGUAAACGCGUUCGUACUUUUGGUCUUGCUGGGAACGUUCGGAGAAGCGUUCGUCGUUCAGUCUGUGGCACCAUCGUCAUCAUCGUCAUCGCGAUCGGCUUCGGAGAGACACCGCAGCAGCAGCAGAUACCAUGACCCAACAGGAGGAAGCAGUCCAAACCGAGGCAGUACGAGCAGCACCGGUAGGAGCAGCAGCGUCUCCUUACUUCGAGCUACUGAGGCAGACGCAGGGGAUCAUGCGCUGCCGAGCUUGACGAAGCACCACGCACCUCCCGCGCUCAGCGUGCCGGUAUUCAGCCUUGCAACCGUGAACGAGGACGGGUCGACGAACAUGAACAUCGUCACCUACGCUUCGCCGGUGGGUAUCGAGCCGGAACGACUGUGGAUGGUAUCCUUGUUCAAGAGCACUCUGAGCUACGAAAACUUCAUUCGCGAAGGCUGGGGUGUGCUGCAGCUCUUGCAACGAAAUCACGCCCCGCUCGUGCCGAUAUUAGGGCAGAGCAGCGGGAGGGACACGGACAAGGCGGGAAGAUGCGCGGAACAGGCGUUCCCUUGGGACGAGUCAUCAUGCAUAAACGUUGCCAUUAUCCCUGGCUGUGGUUCCUACGUCACGCUGCACAUGGUCAGCAAACAGUCUGCAGGAGAUCAUGACGCCAUAAUCUGCCGAAUGGGGAACAUUUUCGGACCUGAUGAAGACGCAAGUUCGCGACUAGAGGUUCUGGAAUCGGGACAUCUCCGCGAAGCUGGAAUAAUUUGAUUGGUCGAUUCAAAUGGCGGCAUGGGUGGCGUGUCUACUGCUCAAACAUGUUUGCUAAUAAGUAUAAGAUACCCAGCGGUGUGUGCGGAAUAUGUCUGUGGUCAAUGGCACCGGGGUUUCGCGAGUUUGGGAGCUCGAGAGGCGGGUUGCCACUCGAACACUUGAAGAUGUAAGGCUAUGGUCUACUCUGGUCAAGAUGUGUCUUUUCAUCAAAAUGAUGAUUCAUUGUUUGUGACUACAGAGACAAGCGUUUCCUAUCGUCGAAAGCAGUGUUUCACUAGCUUUCCAACGCCACCGCCAGCCCCAUGUACUUGUGAAGGUCAUCUCGAGACGAAAGCCUAGUUAGAACUCCGAACCAUGCACGUGACUUAGACCCGUCCACAGCGUCCUUGACGCUAGCAAGCUUAGCAAAAGGUGCAACCAGGAAUUCUGCACUCUUCACACAAUGGUACCCUGUGCACGGAUGACUGUCGAAUAGUACGCAAAGCUCCGAGUCGUCGGGAGUGGUUACUUUGCG
Messenger RNA from Ectocarpus sp. CCAP 1310/34, 1329 nucleotides. The record is from the annotation of a GenBank genome assembly. NCBI's taxonomy places the organism in Eukaryota, Phaeophyceae, Ectocarpales, Ectocarpaceae.